AUUUAAUUUGCGGAAGCAAGCAUUCUGCCGCACAAAAAUCAGUCGCAUCAGCGAAAAAUGACUAUUACUGCAUUUCAGUUCUUCGGCAGUUUGGCCCUUGUCAGUGUCGCCUAUAAAUUUGCGCACACCGUCUUGCCAUGGCUAUAUGUGAAUAUAAUUGGGCCGAAAUUCCUUGGGCCAAAACUCGAUAUAAGUCGCGUUGGAGGCUGGGCCGUCAUCACCGGCGCUACUGAUGGUAUUGGCAAGGCGUAUGCGAAUGCGGUAUGUCAUACGAUUUAA
Molecule: messenger RNA, 279 nt
Organism: Rhagoletis zephyria (snowberry fruit fly)
Lineage: Eukaryota; Metazoa; Arthropoda; Insecta; Diptera; Tephritidae
Product: very-long-chain 3-oxooacyl-coA reductase let-767-like
Source: RefSeq, a predicted model, not a curated record